Molecule: messenger RNA, 3378 nt
Organism: Drechmeria coniospora
Lineage: Eukaryota; Fungi; Ascomycota; Sordariomycetes; Hypocreales; Ophiocordycipitaceae
Product: Na,H/K antiporter P-type ATPase
Exons: 9
Coding region: 1-3378 (1125 amino acids)
Biological process (GO): sodium ion export across plasma membrane; potassium ion import across plasma membrane; proton transmembrane transport
Cellular component (GO): membrane
Molecular function (GO): ATP hydrolysis activity; P-type sodium:potassium-exchanging transporter activity; ATP binding
Source: RefSeq, a predicted model, not a curated record
AUGUCUUCCGACGACAAGGCGGCCGAGCCGCAGGAGGCCGAGCGUAUUCGCUGGGACGACGAGGAGCAGGGUCGUCGUCGUCGAUCCAGGACCUCGCUGAGCCGUGUCAACUCGAGUGACUCUCUUGCCAUUCGUGCCGUGCAGUCGCGAGGCGCCGUCGAUCCUGCCUUGACCCUUCCGAUUCAGUAUCGCACCGUCUCCUUCCAGAUCGAAGAGUCCAAGGGCAAGGACCGCGUCGAGGCCGUUCGUGCUGCCGACACGGCUGCCAAAGGCACGCAUCGCUCCCACCUUGGUGACCUCGAAUGGCAUACCAUCUCCCCCUCGGCUGUUGCUGAGCGGCUCGUGACCUCGUCGACCGAUGGCCUCUCGGUGGAGCAGGUCCAGCGUCGACAGCGGGAAUAUGGCAAGAACGCGCCUUCGCCGCCCAAGACGAAUCGGACCCUCACCACCAUCGGCUACUUUUUCAAAGGCUUCGGUGGCAUCCUCCUCGUCGGCAGCAUCUUGGUCUUCAUCUCGUGGAAGCCACUAGGCGAACCAAAUCCUGCCAUGGCCAACUUGGCCCUGGCCAUCGUCCUGCUUGCCGUCUUCUUCAUCCAGGCCGCCUUCAACAUGUUUCAAGACUGGUCGACGUCGCGGGUCAUGUCGUCGAUCAAGGACAUGCUUCCCGAGCACUGCCAGGUCACGCGGGACGGCCAUCUGGUCGACGUGCCCGCCGAGGAGCUCGUUCCGGGAGACGUCGUCUCCGUCAAGGCCGGCAACAAGCUCCCGGCCGACAUGCGCUUCGUCCACAUCUCCUCGGAUGCCAAGUUUGAUCGCUCCGUCCUCACCGGCGAAUCCCGUCCCGUCGCGGCAACCGUCCACCACACGGAUGUGAACUACUUGGAAACGCACAACAUCGGCCUGCAGGGAACCCACUGCAUCAUCGGUUCCGGCACGGGCAUCGUCGUCGCCACCGGGGACAAGACCGUCUUUGGCCGCAUCGCCAAGCUGACCAACGAGCCCAAGACGACCAUGACGACGCUCGAGCGGGAGGUCUUGUACUUUGUCUUGUUCAUCUGCGCCAUCAUGCUCACCAUGAUCACCGUGGUCCUCGUCGUAUGGGGCGCCUGGCUGCGGCGGGAGCACCCGGACUUCAUCUCCGUCUCGGCCCUCAUCGUCAGCUGCGUCAGCGUCGCCGUGGCCUUCAUCCCGGAAGGCCUUCCCAUUGCCAUCACGGCCGGUCUCACCAUCACGGCCAACAUGAUGAAGAAGAAUGCCAUUCUUUGCAAGUCGUUGAAAACCGUCGAGACUCUUGGCUCCGUCUCCGUCAUCUGCUCCGACAAGACGGGUACCUUGACGCAGGCGAGUUCGACCCGGGACCGAGUCGGAAACACGACGGUCGAAUCCCUCGGAAGAGAGAUUGCCUCCAAGAGGGAAGAGGGCGGGGACAAACGGCUCGGCACCUUUGGCCAGCUGGGAGCCUUGGCCGCGCUGUGCAACGCCGCCGAACUGGACGCGGCCCAGUCGGACGUUCCCAUCGCGAAUCGAAACAUCUUUGGCGAUGCCACCGACACGGCCAUCCUCCGAUUCUCCGAGUCCCUCGCCGACGGGAACAUUGGUUACUUUCGAGGUUGCUGGCGCCGCGUCUUCGAGCUUGCCUUCAACAGCAAGAACAAGUUCAUGAUCCGCUGCUUCAACGUCACCCGCCGCGCCGUCCUCAAGCAUACCCUUCAAGAGGCCGAGGCGGAGCGCUUCGGAGAUGGUGACCUCCUCCUGACCAUCAAGGGCGCCCCCGAUGUCCUCAUCAAUCGCUGCGCGCAGUACCUGCUGCCUUCGGGCGAGAUGGCGGCCGUCGACGAGAAUGUGCUGGCGACGCUCGAGCACGUCAAGAACAUGUACUCCUCCGAGGGAAAACGCUGCCUGCUGCUCGCGCGAAAGAUCGUGCCGGGCCACCUGGUCACGGCCGCCGCGGAUACGCCCGAGUGCGAGAGCGAAAUGCUCGAGCUUGCCAAGUCCGGCCUCACCCUCGUCGGCAUGGUCGCCAUCGUCGACCCGCUGCGGCCGGAAAUUCGCGACGUCGUCUCCACUCUCCGCGGCGCCGGCAUUCGAAUCGCCAUGGCACGUCGAGAACCCCCCCUCCUCGCGCGGCGAAAUCUGCUAACCUCGUGCCAGGUCACGGGCGACUUUGCCCUCACCGCCCUCGCCAUCUCGCGCGAGGCGGGCAUCGUCACCUCCCUCCAGGUCGACGGCGUCGACAAGCUCGAGCGAUUCCCCGACGGCGGGAGCUCUGGAUCCGAGGACCUCGACGACGUCAAGGGCGCCUGGGCCGGCUCGCGCGGCGCCAUCGUCAUUAGCGGGCCCGAGCUGACGUCGCUCAACGAGCACCAGUGGAAGGUCCUGACCGAGUACGAGGAAGUCGUCUUCGCCAGGACGACGCCGGAGCAGAAGCUGAGGAUCGUCCGCGAGUUCCAGAACAAAAACGUCGUGGCCAUGACGGGCGAUGGCGUCAACGAUGCCCCGUCACUCAAGGCCGCCGACGUCGGCAUCUCCAUGGGCAGCGGCUCCGACAUUGCCAUGGAGGCGGCCGACAUGAUUCUCCUCGACUCCUUCUCCUCCGUCGUCAUGGCUGUCCAGUACGGCCGCGUCGUCUUUGACAACUUGAAAAAGGUGAUUGCCUAUCUGCUUCCGGCGGGCACCUUCUCCGAGUUUUGGCCCGUCAUCACCAAUGUCGUCUUCGGUCUUCCUCAGAUCCUGUCGUCCUUCCUCAUGAUUGUCAUCUGCUGCUUUACCGAUUGCGCCGCGGCGACGGUGCUGUCCUUUGAGAAGCCUGAAGCCGACGUCUUGCUGCGGCCGCCGAGAAACGUCAAGAAGGACCGGCUGGUCAACUGGCAACUCCUCCUCCAGGCCUACUUCGUCAUCGGCUUGACGGAAACCCUGUGCGCCUUCGCCAUGUCGUACUGGUACCUGGAGCGAAACGGCAUCGCCUUCUCGGAUCUGUGGUUCAGCUUCGGCAAGAUCCCCGACAACGUGACGCCCGAGUACUACAGCCAGAAGCUCACGGAAGCGUCGUCCAUCUACUUUGUCACCCUCGUCGUCAUGCAGUGGUUCAACCUCAUGGCUACGAGGACGCGACGGCUCAGCAUCUUCCAGCAUCCGCCCCUGUUCAACAAGGAGACGCAGAACCUCUACCUCUUUCCCGCCAUUUUAUUUUCCCUUCUCAUGGCCUUUUUGUGGCUGUACCCGCCGGCGAUCCAGAAAGUCAUCGUGACGUCGGGCGUUCCCGCUGAGUACUGGUUUCUGCCCUUUGCUUUUGGAAUUUAUAUCAUCCUGAUGGACGAGGCGAGGCGGUACUGGGUGAGGAGAUACCCCAAGGGCUGCGUGGCCAAGGCAGCCUGGUAG